Molecule: messenger RNA, 875 nt
Organism: Arabidopsis arenosa
Lineage: Eukaryota; Viridiplantae; Streptophyta; Magnoliopsida; Brassicales; Brassicaceae
Source: the annotation of a GenBank genome assembly
GGUGAUUCCUUUUCCGGCGAGCUCGGAUUUUCUUUCCGUUUCAACGGAUCUGAGACAUACUUCAAUGGCAGACAAGGAGUUGUGGAUAUCUCUUCAAAACCUGAAUCUCGGCUUGGAGCGUAGCCCUUUAAAGAUCUCAAAUGAUGCUAAAAACAGGCGAGAUGCCGAACACCGGCUUAGUCUUGUUGUUCAAGGACUACAUCCUUCUCAAAAUCCAGCUGGAAUUAAGGUGAUGAUGCCAAAGAUUUGGAAAUUGGAAGGCCGUGUUACCAGUCGAAUUAAUGAUGAUGGAUCUGUCCAAUUCUUCUUCAAGCAUGAACACCAACUUCUUACAGUUCUUGAUAACGGGCCAUGGACCUAUAAAGACUGGCUUGUUGUAGUUGAUCGCUGGACCCGUCGAAAUUACCCGGAUUUCCUUCGUAUCAUCCGCUUUUGGGUAAAAAUUCUCAACCUUCCAGAUGAUUCUAAGAGUGACAGCGUGAUACGCGAAGUUGGUGGAGUGUUGGGUCAUGUUGAUGAGGUUCAUAUACAACAACCGUCUGCAGACCAAGUUGGGGAAGUUCGGGUCCAUGUCCCAAUUGAUGUUUAUGAUCGGUUACUCUUUGCUCGCUACUUCAACUUGGAUGAUUCUCGACCGCCAGUGCUGAUUCGAUUUGUUUACGAUAAACUCUGGAGAUUUUGUUCUACCUGUGGAGGCCUAAACCACCUUGCUACACACUGCAACUUCCAAGUUCAAGAAACGGAGCACUUGCAGUUACCACCUCCAAUCCCUGUCCCUGUUGCGCAUCACAUGGUAGACCAACCACAUACCUGUUGGUGUCGGAUCCCGCACCAGUAGACCGGGACCAACCAAAGAUCGCCACGUAGUCAGGAUG